Messenger RNA from Bemisia tabaci, 1386 nucleotides. Its product is annotated as mitochondrial GTPase 1. NCBI's taxonomy places the organism in Eukaryota, Metazoa, Arthropoda, Insecta, Hemiptera, Aleyrodidae. The record is from RefSeq and is a predicted model, not a curated record. Gene Ontology annotation, cellular component: mitochondrion. Gene Ontology annotation, biological process: mitochondrial translation. Gene Ontology annotation, molecular function: GTP binding; GTPase activity.
CAAAAUAUGAAAAAUUUGAGGUUAAGUGAUUAGGAUUAUCAAUCAAUGGAUCAAUUUUAAAUUCAAGAUUCAUCUUCUUUCAGACAAUGUUCAUUUUUGCCCAAGUAGUUUAAGAAAAUUUCAUCUUAAAUAGCCGUGCAUCUUUGUUGUAAAUACAAUAAUGGUUCAUGUGAGUCUCCGCAAUUUCUGUUCGAUAACUCCCAAGUUUCGAGAUUCCUUCAAACUGCCUAACAACAAUGUUCUUCGAUGGUUUCCAGGGCACAUGAAUAGAGGUUUGAAAGACAUGGAGAAUAAGCUGAGGAGUGUUGACUGUAUUAUAGAAGUUCAUGAUGCAAGAAUACCUCUUUCAGGCCGAAAUCCUCAGUUUAAAAAUACUGUGUGUGGAAUAAAACCUCAUAUACUAAUCCUCAACAAAACGGAUUUGAUAGACAAUAAGAAACUGCCAGUUAUUGAAAAAGUAGUCAAGAAAGAAGGUGGUGCCAAUGAUGUGAUUUUUACAAACUGUAGAGAUGAAAAAUGUAAAGGUGUUCAGAAGGUCCUUCCAACUGUUAUGCAAUUAAUUCGUAAUUCAACUCGUUAUAAUCGGGCGGAAGUGAAAGAAUUUUCCCUCAUGGUCAUUGGAGUUCCAAAUGUAGGAAAGUCAACCUUUCUAAAUCACAUCAGAAAGUCGAACAUAAAAAAAGGUGGUGGAGCAAAAACAGGUGCAAAAGCAGGAAUCACGCGUUCCGUCUCAAAUCGGAUAAAAGUCUCAACUGAUCCAUUAGUUUAUGUGUUUGAUACCCCUGGAAUAUGGACUCCAUAUAUCCCAGACAUUGAGACCGGGAUGAAACUUGCCUUAUGCGAAACCACACAAGAUCACUUGGUUCAAUUUUUAAACAUGGCUGACUAUUUACUAUACUGGUUUAAUAAGAAUAAGCAAUUUAGGUAUUUGCAGACGUUCGAUCUUGAAGAGCCCUCUGAUGAUAUACGACUUGUGUUGACUAAGCUUGCCAUUACUUGCAAAUUUUAUUCCAAAAGGAAGUCAAUUGAAGAUGGGAAGUACCGCAUGGUACCCAACUUAGACAUGGCUGCCUCCCAUUUUGUGACAUCAUUCCGCAAGGGAGAACUGGGUAAAAUCAUACUUGAUAGUGACAAAUUAUUUCCCAAUGAAACGAAACCUGAAGUGACCAUUGAUAGCUCUUUUUCUCAUGUUGUUAACUGAAAACUUUUUUGUUCUUCUUUUUUAUGUUUAAUGUAUGUAAUAUAUUUUCGUUACUUUGUACCAAAAAAUUUACAUUUUUAUGAAAACCCAAAGCAUUUUCUCUGAAUUAAAAAAUAACUUUAAUUUUUAAAAUGUUUCGAGUGCAUUUGAUCAGACGCUUUUAAUACAGUAAUGUGCGACUAUAA